Messenger RNA from Protopolystoma xenopodis, 240 nucleotides. NCBI's taxonomy places the organism in Eukaryota, Metazoa, Platyhelminthes, Monogenea, Polystomatidea, Polystomatidae. The record is from the annotation of a GenBank genome assembly.
AUGCCACACAAUUACAGCCUGGGCUCUGUAUCUGAGGCGGAUGAGCACAUGUAUCCGGCGUCGGCAACCGCGCUUUCUGGCAGAAUGAUGGUCGCUCCGCUGGCCAGCAGCACGCAAAGCCUCAACCUGCUAACAAAUGGUUGCUAUGGCGGCUCCCCCGUUCGGACCGAUUCCGCGAGAUGUGAUUUGGCCAAAAACCUUGUCCCUAAUAAACAUACAAAGUAUAAUCCCUUGAAGUGA